AUGCCAUCACAAAUUUGUCGCCAUUCCAAAUUAAGAGUACUUGUAUUACAUGAUAUUUCAUCGACAAAAGAUGCUGGUAAUUCUGAUUCUUUUUGGAUCCCAGUCUUACCGUUUAGUUGCAUUUGUAUCACUUGAGAAAUGCUUACAGUUUCCUUUGUCAGUUUAUAUUCACAUUUCGUGCCGACUCGACUUGGAAAACAUUGACAAAUGGUUGUGUUGUCAUUGGAAUCGAUAGAAGUGGAAUUCAAAUAGCUUGCAUAUCGUUCAAUAACGCUAAAUGGAAUAAGCCAAUCGAUGAGCUUGUCCGUAGUGACGUUCCUUUGUUUCAAUUGAGAAAAUGGCCGUAGUUGACCUUUUGUGCAUGUCAUGUUUGUCUUUUGUAUAACAAUCUGAUCGUCUGCCGAAUGACAGAAGUAACGAGAAUCGUAUAAGAAGCAAUCUGUGUCCGGUUCGUCAUUGGAAUAAAUUAACCAUUCAUUACGUUCAGCCAAAGCAAAAAUGUCAUAACGACUGAAGAUGAAUGUAAACGACGUCCACAGAAGUAUCAUUCCUUUUAUCAUUUAUGACUAAACCAAGUUGAAUAAAAUUAUGAAUAGAAUUAAACGACUGCUUGUAGAGUACUGAUGUUGAUACACAUUGUAUUGACUCAACAAGAGAAUUGCAAAUUCUCUCUCCACAGAGCUCAGUAACAGAACUAAUCAAAGACUGCACAUAACUGAUAGUUGCUAAAAGGCAUUAACACGUAAAUGGCAAUGACUGACGCAUAACUUCAAGUCAUUCACAGUCAAUAGCACGUAGCUUGUAUUUACUGACAGUCACUUGUUUUUUUGUCGCAGCUUUCCUUAAAACAAGCAUGACUUUUGUUUCAACAAUUAUAGAAAAAAAACCAGUAAUUGUUGUCGUAUUUGUGUUGCAUGGAUACUUAUACAAUACGCUCUCAUCCAUUGUUAACGUCGCUUCAUAUGUAGAUCAUAGAAAACUAGAAACUGGACAGUUCGCUUGAAAGUUCCGAUCUGAUUCACUGUUCGCAACGUUGAUCGAUCAGAGCUGAACUGUUUGAAAAGUUCAGCUCAGCUCUAUGAAUCCAUCGAGCUGGCUUGAGGGUGGUUGUGGAUGUGAAUGGGUCGAUGCGGGUGUGUGAGUGUCGUAGCUUCUCAAAAGAGAUACUUUUUAAUGAAAUAUCGCUAUUUAAAGAAAACUUUGGCUAUUUAAAAGCUUUGAUACUGGUUUUUUCAUAGUUAGCUAGCAAUUCAAACAAAACAACAGUGACACUCAAUUAUUUAAAUAGCUGCGUGGCUCAUUGUUUUGCGUUCUGGUUUUUUUGAAUUCAUCCUCACAUCAAGUAAGCAACCCCCUGCUCGUGGUUUAUUUUGUUUUUUCGAAAUAAAUGAUAUUAGAUGAUAAAAAGAUAAAAUAAAAAAAACGAAUUCAUCCUCACAUCAACCCAACAACCCUCUGCUCGUGAUUUAUUUUAUUUUCUUUUUUGAAGGAAAAGAUAUUAGAUGAUAAAAAGAUGAAAUAAUAAGAAAGAAUCUAUCCUGUUAUCAACCAAACACAAACCUCUGAUCGUAGUUUAUUUUCUUUCAAAGUAAAAGAUAUUAAAAGAUAGAAAGAUUGCAUAAAAAACGAAUUCAUUCUCACUCAACCAAACAAACCUCUGCUCGUGGUUUAUUUUGUUUUUUUUUUUAUUACAGUAAAACAUAUUAGAUGAUAAAAAGAUGAAAUAAGGAAAAAACGAAUUUAUCCUCAUAUCAACUAAACAAACCCUUUUCUGAAGAAUCAGCAAGGUAGGAUGAAUAUUUGAGCAAAAUAUCUACUAGUGAUGAUAACGUAGUAUUCUUUUUGAUGCUUAUAAGAAUAAACAUAUAAUUGUCAGUAUUUUUUAUUGUUAGAAAUCGCAGACUCUGAUUUAGGUUUUUUUCUUUUCUAUCGCAAUUUUAAAUAGUUGCAAGAUAUUUAGAUAGCAAUGAUAGGAUAAAAUAGGCAAAUGAAUAAUUAAAUUGCUAUGCAAAUCAUUAAAUAGCUACAAAAUCUUUAGAAAGCUGUGAUAGUAUUAAAUAGCCAAAUGAAUGAUUAAAUAGCUAUGUAAAUCAUUAGAUAGCUAUAGCAACUUUAAAUAGCUACAAGAUCUUUAGAUAGCUAUGAUAAGAUUAAAUAGGCAAGUAAAUGAUUAAAUUGCUAUGCAAAUAAUUAAAUAGCUAUAGCAACUUCAAAAUAGCUACAAGAUCGUUAGAUAGCUAUGAUAGCAUUAAAUAGCUAUACAAAUCUUUAAAUAGCUAUCGCAAGUUUAAAUAGCUGCAAGAUCUUUAGAUAGCUAUGAUAGCAUUAAAUAGUCAAGUCAAAGAUUAAAUAGCUAUGCAAAUCAUUAAAUAGCUAUAGCAACUUUAAAUAGCUACAAGAUCUUUAGAUAGCUACGAUAGCAUUAAAUAGUCAAGUCAAAGAUUAAAUAGCUAUGCAAAUCAUCAAAUAGCUAUAGCAACUUUAAAUAGCAACAAGAUCUUUAGAUAGCUAUGAUAGCAUUAAAUAGCCAUGUAAAUGAUUAAAUAGUUGUGCAAGCCAUUAGAUAGCUAAAGCAAUUUUAAAUAGCUAUAGGAUCUUUAAAUAGCUGUGAUAAGAUUAAAUAGCCAUAGCAACUUUCAAUAGCUAGAAGAUCUCUAGAUAGCUAUGAUAAGUUUAAAUAGCCAUGUGAAAGACUAAAUAGCUAUACAAAUGAUUGAAUAGCUAUGAAAGCCUUUAAAUAGCUAUGGCACGUUUAAAUAGCUACAAGAUCUUUAGGUCACUAUGACAGUAUUAAAUAGCUAUGACAAUGAUUAGUAGUUAGACUAGGAAAUCAUUGAACAAGUUUGUCUUCGAAGUCAUUUGAUGUUAAUUAUACACAAAAAGAAAUUGUAUCUCUUUUGAGAAUGAGCCGUGAGUGUGGGGCGUGGGUGUGGGGUAUGAGUGUGGAUGUGGGUGUGGGUGUUAGUGGGCGGGUGUGGAGUGUGGAUGUGGGUGUGGAUGUUAGUCGGCGGGUGUGGAGUGAGGAUGUGGGUGUGGGUGUUAGUGGGCGAGUGUGGAGUGUGGAUGUCAACUGUUCCACGCGCACCCACACCUACACUUCCCCACACCCACGCCCACACCCACACCCACACCUACACUUCCCCACACCCACGCCCACACCCACACCCACACC
Molecule: messenger RNA, 3172 nt
Organism: Rotaria sp. Silwood1
Lineage: Eukaryota; Metazoa; Rotifera; Eurotatoria; Philodinida; Philodinidae
Source: the annotation of a GenBank genome assembly